AUGAAACGUUGGGGUACCUCGCUGCAGCGGGCGAACGCUUUCCGUGAGCCUUGUUUGGUUGGUUUGUGCUGUGGGUCCCCGGCGCCGAAGCCUCGUGCUGGGCCGAGGCCCAUCCCGCCGCCCUCGCCGCUGGCCGGGCGCCCAGGGCCUCCAGGCCGGGCCUCCAGCGCCGGCUCCCGCCUGCGGCUGCACGAAGCCCAGCAGCUCCGGUUGCGGGUUACACUCCAGCGGCAGCAGCCUCGGGAACUUGCCCUGCACUGGGGUCAGCCGGCCGGCGUCCUGGCCGCGGCUCAGCACCGCUCGGUGGAGCCCUGUGUCAGGACUGUGGGACUGAGAACCCACAACCCUGGAGAAGCGAGGUGCCUGGCGGCCCUUCCGGCUUUCUACCCCGUGCCCGCCAACGCUGGCAGAGUCUCCCCUGCCUGUGAUCUGAUCGCAGGGCAACCGGACGCUGCAGGGGCGCGGCGGCCAUCGCUGGCCUGCGCGGCCUUUGGCGACCUCGGGGUCCCUGUGCGCUCCGUGCAGCUCUCCGAUCGGGGUGCGGUGGGGUCCCCGCAGCAGGGGCGGCGAGUCGCGGUUCAGAGAGACAUGGAAGGUGUUGGCUCGGCCUUGGCCUUUGGAGGAGAAGCUUGGAAGACUUACAGCUCUUCAGUGAGCCUGACUGGGACCAGCAGUGACCCCGAUGCCACUGAGGACCCGGGGGACCAGGAGAGCUGUGCCUUCUUCCCCAAAAGGGACCUGGCAACGGAAGACGAGGAAUCUGACGGCCCGUUGGGGCAGCAGGACCUGAAGGAGGCCUAUGUCCAGCUCGUCCAGGGCACGCAGGAGUGGCACGACGGCUGCACCUACCGCGGCGAGUUCGGGCUGCACACGAAGCUCGGGUUUGGCGAGUUCUCCUGGCCCACGGGCGAGACGUACCGUGGGCACUUCUACCAAGACCACCUCCACGGCUUGGGCACCUACACGUGGCCUGAUGGCUCCACUUUCACCGGCACCUUCUACCUCAGCCGCCGAGAGGGCUACGGCUCCCUGUACCUGAAGACAAGGCUCUUCCAGGGACUGUACAAGGCGGAUACACGGUUCGGGCCGGGCGUGGAGACUCACCCCGACGGCAGCCAGGACGUGGGGCUGUGGGCCAAGGAGCACCUCAUUAAGCUGUGCUCGGAGACGCCCGGCAGCUUCUCCCUGCUCACCUACCCAGAGCUGGCCCACUUCCUCACACGGGCCCCAGCCAGGCUCAGUCUGCCGGGUGACGGGAAGAUGGACUGGGGCCUGGGCGAGGGCCAGGACCCCUUCUUCUAUGAAUAUAAGAGGUUCCUCCUGGACGACACCCUCACGCUGCCCCCAGACAUGCACGUCUACUCCACUGACAACAGCCACCUGCCCGUGACCUGCUCCUUCCGCAAGGACUUGGAUGCCCGCUUCUUUGUGGAUGAUGUCCCACCCUUCGUGGAGGACGGAGAGCCCUGGUUCAUCACGAACGAGACCCCUCUCCUGGUCAGGAUGCAGGAGCAGGCGUACAGGUUCAGGAACAACAAGGCCUACACCCACUGGAACAUGGCUGCCAUCAUGAGGGGCGACCGCAGCAGCUUCGCACACUGUGGGCUCAGGGAACAGCUGGCCAGGGAGAUGAUCCUGAAGGCUGAGAACGGGGACUAUGACUGGAUCUGUGGGAUUCUGCGGGACAACCUGGCCUCUGCCAACGUGGCUGAUGCCAAGGGCUACACCGUGCUUGCUGCGGCUGCUGUCCACUGCCGUGUGGAGAUCAUCAGCCUCCUGCUGGACAGCGGGGCUGACGUGAACAAGCUCUCGGAUGAGGGCCUCACACCCCUCAGCAUGUGCUUCCUUCUGCACUACCCCGCCACAUCCUUCAAGGCCAACAUUGCCGAGAGGACCGUGCCGGAGCCCCAGGAAGGGACUCUUCGCUCCCCAGUUCUGCCAACCCACUCCUUCCUGCCCGUUGAGUACACCACGGACUCUCUCAAGCACCAGGAGGAUGUCCUGAGCCAGAGCUGGUAUGAGCUGAAGUCGGUGGUUCAGGGCUCCGAGGAUGACAUUGCCUCUUGGAACCUCCUCCAGUUGUCCCAGGAGUCAGUGGACAUGGGGAGCACAUCCCAGAGGCCUGGCUCCGCGCAGGACAGGGGCGCCCUCCUCGAGUCCCUGCAGGGGCUGGACGACGCUCUGGGGAAUGCAGACAAGUACUCACAGUACAGCAACGACAUGACCUUUGACACCAACCGUGGUGUCCACGCCUUCUCCAUCACACUCUCGCCUGGCUUCCUGGAGCAGAGUGCCUACAUCUACAGCUUGCUCAAGGCCCCGCCCUUGGGCGCCAGCAGCUCUGACAAGGGGACCUUGCGGAAAAUGGUGCUGUCCCUGAUUGAACGCAGGAACAGAUGGCAGACCAUCCAGCUGCUGUUGCGCCGAGGCGCUGACCCCAACCUGUGCUGCGUGCCCAUGCAGGUCCUGUUCUUCGCUGUGAAGGCCGCAGACGUGGAUGGUGUGAAGCUGCUGCUGGAGAACGGGGCACGGACUGACAUCCAGCUCCCCCCACAGCUGCGGUCGCUGACCCCCCUCCACAUUGCCGCCGCCCUUCCUGGGGAGGCAGGCGUCCGGGUAACGGAGCUGCUGCUCCAUGCCAUCACUGACGUGGAUGCCCAGGCAGCCGACCAGGACGAGAUGUACCGGCCACACAAGGUGGAGCAGCUAUCGCCCUCAAGCCUGAAGCUCAACAAUGAGCCAGGUCCGCCCAGCACCUACUACACCCAGAGCACCCCAGCCCCCGAGGGUGGGCGGACUGCACUGCAUGUGGCCUGUGAGCGUGAGGACGACGCCAAGUGUGCCAGGGACAUAGUCCGACUCCUGCUCUCCCACCAAGCAAAUCCCAACAUGCUGUGGAGUGGCCACUCUCCACUCUCCCUGUCCAUCGUCUGUGGUAAUGACCUGAUCAUGAGGGAACUUCUGGCUCACGGAGCUGACCCCAACCUGCCCCUGACCAAGGGCUUGGGCAAUGCCCUGUGUAUGGUGUGUGACCUGACCUAUGAGCACAAGCGGAGCACGGACAACAGACUGGCCCUGAUUGACCGGCUCAUCAACUGUGGGGCUGACAUACUGAGGCCCGUGAAGCUCACACAGGGGGACAAGGUGGCUGUGGGCACAGUUGUCGACUAUGGGUACUUCAAGUUCUUCCAGGACCGGAAGAUCGCCCACUGCCCCUUCCACACACUGAUGCCGGCCGAGCGGGAGACGUUCCUGGCCCGGAAGAGGCUGCUGGAGUACAUGGGCUUCCAGCUGCGCCGUGCCGUCCUCGCCAAGGAGAGCCAGUGGGACCCAACGCUGCUGUACCUGAGCAAGAGAGCGGAGCUGGCUCCCAGCCACAAGACGAAGAAGAAGGGCCUGGGGUCAUCCAAGGGUCCGGACACAGAGGAGCUGCAGCAGAUCCCCUUCUUCAAGUUCUGCUGCCACUGUGGCCGCUCGGUCGGGGUGCGCCUCUCACCUUGCCCCCGCUGCUACAGCAUCCUGACCUGCAGCAAGCUGUGCAAGACGAGAGCCUGGAGCGAGUUCCACAAACAAGACUGCCACGCCACCCUGGUCAUGAUGGGGCGGGCAGAGCAGCUGCCCUGGGGCUAUGCCCAGUACUCCCUGCUUGGCACCAUCUGGGAGCUUCCAGAGGCUCCGGGCUCUGUGUUCUCACCGGUGCCCACCUCUGCCCUGGGGUCUGGCCUCCAAGGCAUCCCUGCCCCUGUGCCCGAGGACCCGCCCACGUAA
Messenger RNA from Orycteropus afer afer, 3768 nucleotides. NCBI's taxonomy places the organism in Eukaryota, Metazoa, Chordata, Mammalia, Tubulidentata, Orycteropodidae. The record is from RefSeq and is a predicted model, not a curated record.